GUCUCCCCGGGACAGUACAGAGUGUCCGCUAACCGGACAGCAGCAGAGGUUCAGGAUCAGGGGAGGACUGCCCGCUUAUUUCCAAGAGGGAAAUUAGCUGCUAUGUUGGUCUGAAGUAACUACGCGCUGACAAGUCUGUGAAUCCGGAUUCAGAGCCACACUGGAACUUUUCAUUCAUUCAACAGCAGAGAAAGUUUUCCCAGAUGGAAGUUGAAUGUCUCGCAUUGAAAGACCUCACAAGUCCAAGGAAAAGUUUCUCAGAGGGGUCGGAGGAGAAUGGAGGCCAGAGUGAACAAAAGGAGAACAUCUGCACAGAAAGGAGGAGAUCCACGCCAUUGAAAUAUGUAGAGUCCCCUACCCCUGCUUUGCUGGCAAACAGAAAAGGUGCCACCCCUGACCUGGCCCACAUCACCCCCAUCAAACACACGGUCCUGGCAGAGCCCUGGACUCCCACGGCCAAUCUGAAGAUUCUAAUCAGUGCGGCAAGUCCGGACAUCAGAGACAGAGAGAUGAAGAAGGUGCUGUUUAGACCCAUAGAGAAUGAGAAGGACAAGCCAGCAAGUCCAGAUACUGUGACGGAGGAUACGGAGGUGGAAGACUCUUGUCAGUUUGAAGCUGUGGACGAAGAGGAUGAGGCAGAGAAAAAGCCGAGCAGGAAGCAGAAGAGUCUGGGUCUGCUGUGCCAAAAGUUCCUGGCCCUCUACCCUGAUUACCCGCCGCCACACAACCCCAUCUGGAUCUCACUGGACGAGGUGGCAACCAGUCUGGGAGUGGAGCGGCGGCGUAUCUACGACAUCGUCAACGUGCUGGAGUCUCUAACGAUUGUCGGCCGUAUAGCUAAAAACAGCUACACCUGGCAUGGACGCCAGCGGCUGGAGGCCACGCUGGAGGAGCUGCAACGAAUGGGCCGGCAGCAGGGCUACCACCUGCAGAUGGAGCUGGCUGCCGAGGCCAGGCCCGGGCCAGGACGCGAGGAUGACGGAGGGGACGGGGACGCUGGCAACGCUGGUGGCAACAGGAAAGACAAAUCUCUGCGCAUCAUGAGCCAGAAGUUUGUCAUGCUGUUCCUGGUGUCCAAAACUCAGACUGUUACUCUGGACGCAGCAGCAAAGAUCCUCAUCGAGGAGAGCCAGGACUCAUCAAGUCACAGCAAGUACAAAACUAAGGUGCGGCGACUGUACGAUAUCGCCAACGUCCUGACCAGCCUGGGCCUCAUAAAGAAGGUGCACGUCGGCGAGGAGAGGGGCAGGAAGCCGGCCUUCAAGUGGCUCGGCCCGGUCGAAUUCAACAACUCCGGAAACGCUGGAAACACUGUGAAUGUGGCAGCUGUCACUCCACCCGAGGCCACGCAGCCAACGCCGGUCCAGGACGCCAGAAAAGCUAGGAUGGCACGCCACGCCUCCUUCAACAUCACACCGACCUCUGUGGCCGUCCAACGGCAGGUCAGCUCCGCCCCCAGCAGCCCACGACGGGAACCAACGUGUUUGCCAAAUCAGCCUCUGGAUUAUUCCAGAAAGACGACGGGCAACAACGUGGUGUGUCGACUGCAGUUUGGAAACAGCUCUGAUAAUCGUCCCGGUGCAGCGAUGCAGACUCACACCCACAGCAGCAGCAGCCAGCUUCCUCCAUCCACUCCUCAGUCUACCCCACCAGCACCUCCCCUCCACCCCGAGCACCUCUUCACCUCCUCUUCUGCUCCCCACUGCUUGGCCUACCUGCCCAGUCUGUCUCAGCCCUCGCUGGUCAUGCUGUACAGGACGCCAGACAAGUCCGACCAGAUGCCUGAAGGUCAGAGGUCGCCCAGGUUGGAGUCUGAGGAGGGGAGGAAGAGAAAGAGGGAAGAAAGGGAAGAGGAGGAGACAGUGGUGAAAAAGAAGGGAAGAUCUGGGUUAGAGGAAUGUGAUAAGGUGAGAGCUGAACCCCACAGGGAAGCAGGGGAGUGUACACAGACGGGUCCCGCCAGGACCUCUGUGAAUCACCCAGCAGGCCUCUCCAGAGCGGUCGAUGGAAAUCCAGGUGGCAACAACAACAACAACAGCAGCAGCAGCAGCAGUAGUGAGCCCAUCCAGCCAUCACACUACCUCUAUGUACCAAACAAUGCAGGUCUGAACAGCCUCAACUUCUUCCUCCCUGCUGGCCAGCCAUCAGCCAGUUUAGCACUUCCCUCCAGCGGUGUUCCCACACUGGCGGUGCCCUACGUCCUGGUGCCCUCCACCGCCCUCCCCCACUACCCCCUGGUUGCCAGCGGCGUCCAGCAGCAGGCCUCUGACUCCCACACCAAACUCAGCUUCAGUCUGCCCACCGUGUUCACGGUGGGGGCGGCGCCUUACAGCCUGGCAGCAGGAUCAGAGAUCAGCUGGUCGCCGACCCCGUCGCCGUCCACUCCGAAACAAAGUAAGGUGUCCGGGUCAGCGGCAGGCGCUCCACACUCACCCUCAGGACCACGACAGACCUUCACCAUCAAAACACCAGAACCACUGACUCCUAAGGACACCACAGCCUCUGCCUCUAAGGCUUUCUUCCAGACCCCAGGCACUCUGGGAAGUGUAGUCAGUGCUGUGCCAGCUGUCCGAAGAAGAGGCUCUGCACAAAGGAGACUGGAUGUGGGCCACCCACCGACCAGUUAGAGGCGUGAGGAGAUGGAAUAGGUGGCUAAUAUGCUAUUUUUUUAAAAAAAGAAAUUCAGGUGUUGGUCCUAAAAAUGGUUUCAAGCCAUUGGUGCUCAUUUUUUAGUGGAUUAAUACAUAAAUUAAAGAUUUCUUCUGAAAUGCAAGAAUAUAAUUUUUUUAGUAAAAGACUGAGAGUGGAGAUGAAGUCAGAUCUGAAAGAGUCUCACAUUUUGCUAAAGACUGUACUUUUUUUUUGGGACCAAUUGGAGAGUAUGUCGUUCUGUCAUAGUUUCUUAUGUCAACAGUUCAAAUGUGCCUCAUGGUUCAGUUACUGGGCUCCAGAUUUCAGAGCGAAUAAGUGAAGCAGUAUUGUCAGUGUAACAGUGCCCCCCUGUGGUGAGACUCAGCCACUACUGUAUUUUGUAUUUCAGACAUAAGUUUCCCUCUCAGUGAUACGAUCAAGCUACUUAAACCCCCAUCACUUGUGUAUUAUAGCCCAACUGCUAUUUAUAUUUUAGCUAAUAUAUGUUGUGUUACAGGGACAGUAAUGGAACAUUAACUUUUUUUUUUAGCACUAAGCUUUUGAUGAAUGUAUGUCUAAUUUGGAAGUGAUUGUCUUUAGUUGGCCCCUACAGGCUUUGUUACAUUAUCAAGGUAUAACAGGAAACGCAUCAGCUGCUGAUCACAGGUUUACAUCGACAGCAGCAGACAAUCCUCGCUCGGCUCAACUCAGACAUUUACUGUGAGGAGAAUAUCACUAAAAAGCCUUAAAUGUUUACAGCCUGCAGAGUAUCUCAAGGAAAAAAAAAGUUCUUGGACUUCUUGAUGCACAAAAGAUGCACACAUCAGGAAGAGAAGUGUUACCGGUGCCGUGUGUUUGUUUUCGCUGAGAAUUUGCAACCAUAGUGUUUUAUGGUUAAACACCAAACCCUGUAGCUCAAAGGGACAAUGUGACAUGGGACGAUGCUCUCAGGUACUUGAAUACUUGUGAUUUUACCAGAAGUAGAUUCUGGAGAGAUAUCAGAGUACUGUAAAAACAAAUAUGCUUAAUUUAUCCAGGGAAAGCAGACUGAGUUUAUAUGCUGUCUUUUUUUUUUUUUUUUUUUUAGCAACAUCAUACCACGCUCACACAGUCAAACACAUUUGGGAGAUUCCCAGUAUGACCACAAUCUGCUGUUUGCUGGUGCAGCUGUGUGGGGGUGGGGGGGGGUUUGGUGCUCAUCAGCAGGUUUACUCAGGUUGUGCAGGGGUUUGUGUUGACAGGCCUCUGGUAACAGACCCACUAACCCUUCUUCCACACAGCCCACCCAAAAACAUUGGGUGCUUCGUACGGGGGAUCCUUCAGGAGAGCUUAGCAGUGUCACACCAAAGGCUGCUUCAGAUAAUCCACUCUGACCAGUGGGUGUGUGGUUAUUAAUGUACAGUUUUGUGUCUGUAAUUAUUUUUUGUACAUUGUAUUCAUAGUGUCAUUUAAUAUUUUACAUGCAGAAUGUUAAAAUGUAUUGUUUUGGAAAUAAUGAUAAUUGCACUGCUAGCUUCAGUAGCUGUGUCUGAACUUUUACAGGACUUCCUCCUGUUUCCUCUCACUGUCUCUGCUCUCUGUAGUUAUGGGCCAGGUCGGUUUUCUUCUGUACGACUUUCACAAACUUUAAUUAAAACGUAUGAA
Molecule: messenger RNA, 4275 nt
Organism: Toxotes jaculatrix (banded archerfish)
Lineage: Eukaryota; Metazoa; Chordata; Actinopteri; Toxotidae
Gene: e2f7
Product: E2F transcription factor 7
Exons: 13
Coding region: 204-2627 (807 amino acids)
Biological process (GO): regulation of transcription by RNA polymerase II
Cellular component (GO): RNA polymerase II transcription regulator complex
Molecular function (GO): DNA-binding transcription factor activity, RNA polymerase II-specific; RNA polymerase II cis-regulatory region sequence-specific DNA binding
Source: RefSeq, a predicted model, not a curated record